Messenger RNA from Astyanax mexicanus (Mexican tetra), 2845 nucleotides. RefSeq names its product hydroxyacyl-CoA dehydrogenase trifunctional multienzyme complex subunit alpha b (gene hadhab). Gene Ontology annotation, molecular function: NAD+ binding; enoyl-CoA hydratase activity; long-chain (3S)-3-hydroxyacyl-CoA dehydrogenase (NAD+) activity. The record is from RefSeq and is a predicted model, not a curated record. Gene Ontology annotation, biological process: fatty acid beta-oxidation. The transcript has 20 exons. Lineage: Eukaryota; Metazoa; Chordata; Actinopteri; Characiformes; Acestrorhamphidae. The coding region runs from base 50 to 2344 and encodes 764 amino acids. Gene Ontology annotation, cellular component: mitochondrial fatty acid beta-oxidation multienzyme complex; mitochondrion.
ACCAGAGUUUUAUACUGAUUCUUCCUCUUGUCAGCAUUGACCUCUCAAGAUGGCAGGACUGCGGGCUCUCGGUGUUCUGUCCAGAAUCACAGUGCGGCACAGAUACACACUGUUUUCAGAUUCCACCAGAAGAGGCUUCAGUGUCGCUUCUUCCUUAAUGGCUCGCACGCAUGUAAACUAUGAGGUCAAGGGAGAUGUGGCUGUUGUUCGGAUCAAUGACCCGACUUCAAAGGUGAACACACUGUCGGUUCAUAUGCAAAAGGAGAUGGCAGAGGUUUUGGGUGAGGUCUGGUCCAACGAUGCAGUCAAAAGUGCUGUACUGAUCUCCUCCAAGCCUGGCUGCUUCAUUGCAGGAGCUGACAUAAACAUGAUCCAGGCCUGUAAAAGUGCAGAGGAAGUAACAUAUAUCUCUCAGGAGGGGCAGAAGAUGUUUGAAAAAAUUGAGAAAUCCCCUAAACCUAUUGUUGCUGCAAUCAAUGGAUCAUGUCUUGGUGGUGGAUUGGAGUUUGCCAUCGCCUGCCAAUACCGAGUGGCCACAAAGAGCAAGAAGACUGUUCUCGGAACUCCUGAAGUCCUGCUGGGUCUACUGCCUGCUGCCGGAGGAACACAAAGACUACCAAAAAUGGUUGGUCUUCCCAGUGCCUUUGAUAUGACUCUGACAGGAAGGAACAUCCGUGCAGAUAAGGCCAAAAAAAUGGGUCUAGUGCAUCAGUUGGUCGACACUCUGGGUCCCGGACUGAAGGGCCCGGAGGAGCGAACUAUGGAAUACUUGGAGGAAGUAGCUAUAGAAUGCGCUCGUGGAAUUGUUAACAAGAAAAUUCCACUUACUAAAGAAAAAGGCAUGAUGCAAAAAGUACAAGACUACGUUAUGAGCUUUCCAUUUGUGCGAAAUCAAAUCUACAAUACUGUGCAGAAGAAAGUGAUGAAACAGACCAAAGGCUUGUACCCUGCACCACUGAAUAUCAUUGAUUGUGUGAAGUCUGGUGUUGAGCAGGGAUCAGAUGCAGGAUACCUAGCAGAGUCACAGAACUUUGGCAAAUUGGCAAUGACCACUGAAUCUAAAGCCCUUAUUGGACUGUACCAUGGCCAAGUCGCCUGCAAAAAGAACCGAUUUGGAGUUCCAGAAAAGGAGGUUAAAACCUUGGCCAUCUUGGGAGCAGGGCUGAUGGGGGCAGGCAUUGCUCAGGUGACCGUGGAUAAAGGAAUUCACACUAUUAUGAAGGACACCACACUGGAGGGCCUCAACCGGGGGCAUCAACAGGUUUACAAAGGACUGAACGACAAGACCAAGAAGAAGAGCAUUACAUCAUUUGAAAGGGACACCACGCUCUCCAACCUUACAGGACAGCUGGACUACAGUGGAUUCCAAAACGCUGACAUGGUUAUCGAGGCUGUAUUUGAGGAUAUUGCUAUCAAACACAAAGUUAUAAAAGAGGUUGAAGCUGUCAUUCCUCCACACUGUAUAUUUGCCUCCAACACAUCAGCCCUCCCAAUCAAAGACAUUGCGGCUGCCAGUAAACGACCAGAAAAGGUGAUUGGAAUGCACUACUUUUCUCCAGUGGACAAAAUGCAGCUUCUGGAGAUCAUUACUACAGACAAAACUUCUAAGGACACCACAGCCUCUGCAGUUGCAGUCGGCCUGAAACAGGGCAAAAUCAUCAUUGUAGUUGGGGACGGACCUGGGUUCUAUACCACUAGAUGCUUGGCUCCCAUGUUAGCUGAAGCUGUCAGGGUUCUGCAGGAAGGAGUGGACCCCAAGAAGCUGGAUUCACUGACUACAGGCUUUGGGUUUCCAGUGGGUGCUGCUACUCUGGCAGAUGAAGUGGGCAUUGAUGUGGCUGCUCACGUGGCUGAGGACCUGGGCAAAGCGUUCGGCCCUAGACUUGGUGGAGGAAAUCCCGAACUUCUCAAGACAAUGGUGGAGAAGGGGUUCAAAGGUCGCAAGACCGGUAAGGGUUGCUAUGUCUACCAGCCUGGGCUCAAGAGCAAAGAGGUCAACAUGGAGCUUAAUGAUAUUCUGGAGUCUUUUAAGCUGACACCAAACCCUGCAGUGUCGUCGGACUCAGAUGUGCAGUAUAGGCUGGUGUCUCGCUUUGUAAAUGAGGCUGUGAUGUGCCUACAAGAGGGCAUCCUGGCCAACCCAGUGGAGGGCGACAUUGGAGCUGUGUUCGGUCUUGGUUUCCCACCAUGCCUUGGAGGUCCUUUCCGAUUUGUGGACACCUUUGGUGCAGACAAACUAGUGGAGAAGAUGAGGAGGUUUGAGGACGUGUACGGAAACCAGUUCACUCCAUGCCCACUUUUGCUUGAUCAUGCCAAGGAUCCGAGCAAAAAAUUUCAUAAGUGACCUCAUCAUGUGCCAUUAGAACUAGCUGCAGUAUGAAUUCUCAUUUUCAUUUUUUAAGGAUACAAUGGCUGACCUGGUGUACUUCAAGCGAGAGGUUUGAAUGUAUUUUAAUGUGAAAAGAAUGUUAUCAUGCGAACAUAAAGAGAAUUACUAUGUGCCCAAGUAAUAUUAAGGUAGCCUUUAUACAGAAUUCUAAUCAUGUUUGGGUUGUUUUUGUAAGUUUAACAUAUUUGAUAGUUUUGUAUUUCUAAUGUAAAUGAUGGUUAGACCCAAGUUGUUUGUGUUCAUUCUUGUGUAUCAUGAUUAUCAGGACAGAUUCUAACAAGGAGCACCGUAACCUCUCUGCUGUACAUUUCUGCUCAUUCAUUUAUCCGUGAAGCAACUGGUUGUAUGGCUGGUGUGAACAUUGUCGCUUGCUGAGAUUUCUGUGGUUGGACCAGCUGUGCAGAGCAGAACAAUCAACUGAAAAAAAUAAAUAAACAUGAACUGUUUUAAACUGAA